UACUCAUCUUUCCUCUGCAGAUUUCUUUUCCUUAAUUUAGAAAACUUUUUAAGCUAAUUAUAAAUUCAAUAAGUAGAAGUAGACAAGUGAAGUGCAAUCGAUAAAAUCCUACACGUGCCACUGGUAUGUAUUUACCUUCCUGCUCACAGUUUUCUAUAAUUAAUCGAGCAUGUGAGAGCGGUCUCGUUACCCUCCCGAGGUGUCCGGAUAGACAUAGUCGUGAAAAAUGCACAUAACGUGUAAAAUUGGCGGCGCGGACAUCGCUCCGGUGCGGAUAAUGGAGCGUGAUAAAUCUCCGAUUGCCGCUCUAAGGAGAAACUGCUCGCCAUUGGAUGCUGAUAAAAAAGCAGCAGGUGUCAACCAGCGGCAGCCAGUGCAAAAGCAGGCUAAAAAUACAACGUUUACUCGUGUCGCGUUGGCGUAAAAUUGCGGCUCGUUCACGCGACAUGUUCAUCGGUGUGUCCCCGAUAUGUAAUCACGAUGUUCGUCGACUCUGAAAAAAGAGCUCACCGCCUUUUGUUGUCCAUGAUAAAGUGGACAACGGACAGCGCGCGAGACGUUCGACGAAACUGGAAUUUAUUCUCGAAGGCUAAACGCGUAGCCGAUAAGCGAGUAAGCGGUAUCCUUGUAACGUUUAAAUUAAUAAAAUGAAAAUGUACAUUAAUCACGCACGUACACACAUACCCAUGCACAGAAAAAAACUUCAUCUUGCACGUUUGUAAACUGGAGUUUAAAUCUAGAGUCAACAAAGUUACGUCCGACGAGUGAUGACGUGGAUAGAAAUUACAGACAGCGUAAAGAACGUCAUUCCCUUUAGAGGGGCUACAGACAGACAAACCCUCCAGGCUUCCUUUUUUCCACCGCCUGCCCCAUCGUCAUAGCAACCCCUUGCAUUCAGCAGCUAGUCUAACCAACCGAUCUGCCCCUCGUGUUGUCUCGUUUCUCGUUGCUGAGAGUAUCUAUGUAUACGUAUAACAUAGUUUCACUCUACCCUCUCCUUGCAUUUAAUCAGGUCGUAGCGAAGGCUUUAAGUGCUUAGUGGUAAAUUGCGGUGUGAAAGUUCCAUCAGUCGUUUCACAACAAGGCCAAAAUUCUUCUUGACAUCUCUGAACAUCUCUCGCAGUAUAAAUCAUUGUCGAUAGACAGACAGAUUCUUUAAAAUUGUUCAAAUGAAAAUUCUAAAGUAUCAAUAAAAAUAGCGCAAAGAUCUUUAAGCAUUUCCCGAGUGCGCAUAUUCUCUCGAACAAACAAUUCCGCAGCAAUCCGUAUAAUAUAUAAAACAAUUUAUUUAAAACUAUAGUAUAAGACAGGGUUUUUAACUCUUUACUAUAUAUAACUGGUCUUGUAGAAUAAUUUUAUUUCAACAUUAAUUUUUAUCUUAAAUUAGAGACAGCGAAAUAUUAUUAAUCAUCCUGUGAUCACCAUUUGUUCCCGCAAACGAUUUCGGUCUUUAAACUAUAACAUAAUUGAGCUAUUUCUUCGACGAGAAUGGAAAACUCUAGCACAAUUGAAUAAAGUAUACCAACUCAAUGCAGUAGUCGCGGUCCGUAAACUCGUCAGACAACUCAACGAGCCGAAUGAUAACUUUGGCUGUCCCCGUGAAAUUAUUCAUGCUUUUUUUUAUUAUCUCUCGACUGUGACUGCGCCACAGAAUUUGCUCAUGACGGUUUAGAUUCACGACAUCUCGUCAAUUUGCGAUUACUAUCGUCGCGCGUUGUCGAGUCGCAUGGCACUCCCGGCGAUUCCACUUGAAGAAACCUGUAUAAAAGCUCGAUCGCAGAUUCGGUGAGUCGUGAGACCGCCAUCUCGAGUCGAGGAGAAGAGAGUGCCAUUUCCCCGUAGAGAGAAAAUGAAAGUGCUUCCGGUGCUUGGCGCGUUCGCUGUCUUAAUCGCUGGCCAGGAUACGAAAACCGUGGUGUUCCCGCCUAGCGGAAAUGGCUCGUCUUUGGAGAUGGGAAGUAAAGUCGAGCCGGUACCUCAACCGGAUAUGACUCGGGGGACGGUCCUUGCGACCUUCGUACAGCCGCAGCUGCAACCACAGCCGCAACUGCAGCCGCAGCCGCAGCCGCAGCCGAUGCUGCCCUCGGAUUACUUUUUCCCCGUGCCGCAACGAGCGUUUCUGCGCCAUAGGAGCGAGGGCAUACCCUUUGGAUACGAAUACUCUAAUAUCGGAUAUCCAGUGGCACACUCGAUGGAACACUCUAUGGUUCCCUCGAAACAACUUGUAAUAGUCAGUUUCAUCGGCCUCCUAUUGCUCCUGGCUAUUAUACAAAAUACGCUCAGUGCUGUCAAGCGGAAAGAUGCAAUAAUGGAUUUACUGUCCUCCAGGCACAAACGGGAUGUUUAUGCUAUACAUGAUUUUCACUCCGUGACCCCGGUGGAAGAAGAGAUUCUUAAUAGCGAUGCCAGAGUACGAUGCAUACAAAGAACGAUCUGUCUUGAAAAUCGCAAACUCUUCCGAGACUUGGGCGCACCCGGUGCAUUGUUGGCAAAGUAUUUGACGAAGGAUAUAGAAAAGUCAUUAAAGUCAUCUUCAGGAUGGGAUCGUCUCGUAAGGGAUGCGGGUGCAGCGGGUAUUCGAGGCGAGGAUUGUAAUGUGCUUUAUAGAGAUUGUGACGUUUCUGUGACAAGAAAAGUGCAUGCAAUCUCGGAUAACGUUUCGACAUGAAAAAUUGCGAUAACUUUAAUUCAACUCGUUAACUAUAAAAAAUUGUAAAACGCUAUUUUUAAUAUAUGUAUAGGUUUGUUUUUUUUUUAGGAAAUGUGUCUGUGUAUUAAAUUGUAUAGUACUUGCUAUUUUACUUAGAUUAGCAAAUUAUCGUAGCGAAUUAGUAAUUGUAAUAUACGCUUUUAACAAAAGAAUGUAACGCUGAUGUUAAGUAAUUGAUAUAAUUAAAUUAAUUAAAUAAAAUUCAUUUUGUGACAUUUUGUUUACUGCAUUAUGAGCUUAUGAUAACAGGACGGGUAAAUAAAAAGACUGGCAAUAUUAAUGACUUUUUAAUUUUAAUUACAAUAUGCUGUUUUGUUCAUUAUCUUCUACAAACAUCGAUAUCUAACUUGAACUAGUUUAGAGCUUAGCUGUUCGGGCUUUAUUCUUUAUUCGCUUUUAUUCUUUUUUUCGGAAUUAUAAGAAAAUAUCAAAUAUCGCGAACAAAAUGGAGACAUCGAUCGCGCCUUCAGCAUUUUCUGUGUUGGCUUCUUUUCAUUCUCCUUCUUCUGUAAGUAUCGUCCCUUCCCCUCAGCUAAUUAUACAAUAACGCAUCCAAUAUUAUCGUUAGCAUUAAGGCAUUAUAUGCUUAUAAGUUUUGUGUCUCAAUCGCUGUUAUAUCGUAUCUGUUACAUAACACGCUAAACUUACACUUAAAUAGACGUGAGAUCGCUCGUUACAAUAGUCCAGAACUGCAGUCCAAAAUUCUAUUUUACAGCAAAGUUGUUUCGAAAUAACGUGCUGCACGAGUGGAAUCCCUUCGCUACCAAAAUCGAGAUACAACGUAGUCGAAGGCAAGAUCCCUGCUUCUAAGACACAACUUUCUCAGUAGUUUCACACGAAAUUUAGAUUUGUAUUCGAGUGCCAGCUAGAAUACCAAUUUGUUUUAUUAUACAUAUUUUUAUUAUUAUUAUACAUAUUGUAUUUCGUACGUCCGUAUAAUCAAAUGUCGGGAAUAUAAUUUGGAAAUUCCGGCAUUAUCGUUUUCUGUUUCAAGUCGUUAAGGCCCGUUCUACAAUAAGUCAUAUGCCGGAGUCGGAUGUCGCGAAUCAUUUUUCGAUACUUUCAGCUACAAAAAUAAUUUUACAUUAUUAAAAGUAUUUUUUGUAUUAUAUUGCUAAUAAUUUAAAGAAACAAAAAAUUUACCUGACAUAUUUAAAUUUUUCAAACUUUCGGAAAGUUUUCACCACAAAUCAUUUUUUAUACUAUUUUUAAAAUCCACAUCGCGUUUGUCAUAUAAACAAUGAUUUUCACGCACAAAAUCAAUCAUUAUUUCAUCUAUAUUUAUUGAUUCUAUGUUAAAGAAUAAUAAAACAGAUUAUUAAUUAUUGCCAGUCGUAAUCGUAAAAAUCGAGAGAUGGGACCAUCUCUUGUUUCGAUUGCGACAAUCGACUUGCAACAGCUUCAUAUGAAACCAACAACACAAUAGGCAUUCGCCCGAUAUGCGACUCCGACUUGUCGCCCAUAUUGAUAACAAUUUUAAAUAUAUUUCCAACAUUAAUAAUAGUAAACUUUAUUAACGGGUAGCACCCUUUAAUAUACAUAAGUUUAGGCAUAGCGCGGAAUAUAUAAAUAAAUAAAAAAUAAUCACUGAUUAUGAGAUCGCACAAAUAACAUUCAGUUUAAAAAAAUUAACACUUCCAUGAAAAACAAAUCCACCGAUGUAGAAACCGAGUUAGCAGCAGAGAAUAAUCUGUGUACACUGGAAUUUAAACCAUAUAAAGUUCUAUGACAAUCAACAUAAAAAAUAGGAGGGUGUAUCAAAGAUUUAGGCAGAACGUUUAAUCAUAUUAACUCUAGCAAACUUGGACAAUCAAUUUUAUAAUUUAGCAACUUAAAGAUAAAAACAAGAUCAUUUAAAUUUCUUCUUUUAAGCAGGGAUAGCAUGUCCAAUUUAGCUAGAAUCGGCCGAUAGUCGUGACAUUUCAAUGGCAUAGGCAUACCCAUAUGAUAGCAGGCAAAACGCAGGAAUUUAUGAACUUUCCGGUUUCCAUUGCUACGUACAGAUUAUAUUAAUCUGUGCAUAUAACCACGACUGAUUGUAGAAUGACAAGUCGUAUUCGAUACUUCGGAAUACGACAAACGAUUCGCGACAUCCAAUUCCGACAUACGACUUAUUGUAGAACGGGCCUAAGCGAUUUUCUUAUCAUUACUCUUUUACCGUUGCUGUAUAGAAAAUUGGCUGGAGCAGAAUUUUGGAGUGCAGCUCAGCGGGCUUAUCCUGUAACUUUUUAACAUAUGCAUUACAACUAUACGAAAGAGAAAAGAAGGAAGGCACCGAGUGCACGCGCCUUCGGAGAAUUUAUGGAAAAGGUGCCGCUUUAACAUUUAUUUUAUUAUGAUACUGCAAGACUGGGUAAACCAGAAAUAUGAAAAAUUUCUUGUGUUUAGUUUUCGUUUAACACAUGCGCUACAACGGUAACACACGUUUCAAGAGGGCUCGUAAUGCAUGCUUCACGGUCUCACCUUGCGUAAAUGCAUCUUAACGCAGAGAUGAUACAUUUAAUUUGUAUAUAUUUAAUAUACCAAUUACGCAUUUAGCAAACCACCAGAACGCAGUUAUUGAUGCGUUUGUUUCACCGGUGCUUAACGUUCACGUUACAUAAAGUAACGAUAAAGUAAUGUCAGUAAACACCAGCAGUAGGGCAUCAUAAAACAUUGUAAUGUGAUCACGAAUUGUUUUUCGAUUACGCAAUUAUUAAAUCAAACUAAAGUAAAUAACAAUAAAGAGAAAUUUUAUUUCACUUCCCCUUUAUUGUUCCAUUACAGUCGAGCUGAAAAUGGCUUCAUCAUAGAUUGAAAUAUAACUCACACUCCAAA
Molecule: messenger RNA, 5527 nt
Organism: Ooceraea biroi (clonal raider ant)
Lineage: Eukaryota; Metazoa; Arthropoda; Insecta; Hymenoptera; Formicidae
Source: RefSeq, a predicted model, not a curated record